UUUGGAUUGCUUCCGGGAAGAGUUCAAGGGCAGCUACGGUAGCGCCCACAAAGACACUAUCAUAGACUACCGGGACAUACACUGCUGGCGAGGGGAGGAGAACGGCGUGAUGGUGGAGUACGGACGCGGCGAUACCAUAGACCAUUACGAA
Messenger RNA from Sphaeroforma arctica JP610, 151 nucleotides. RefSeq lists its product as hypothetical. The record is from RefSeq and is a predicted model, not a curated record. The annotation marks the transcript as partial. Lineage: Eukaryota; Ichthyosporea; Ichthyophonida. The transcript has a single exon.